This is a messenger RNA of Trypanosoma grayi, 375 nucleotides long. RefSeq lists its product as hypothetical. The record is from RefSeq and is a predicted model, not a curated record. Lineage: Eukaryota; Euglenozoa; Kinetoplastea; Trypanosomatida; Trypanosomatidae. The transcript has a single exon. The coding region runs from base 1 to 375 and encodes 124 amino acids.
AUGGUUACCCGAUGGCUCGCCACCACCCCUAUUAGAUUCGCUGCUUUCAUCACAUUGGUGUGGGUAUUUCUGCCACGACCCCUGGAGUGCAGAAGGGGACCGAGUGAGAACUCAUUCCUCCCUUUGUUGUCAUCGCUUUCUUGGCAGAACGUCGCUCAUAAUUUUGAAGCCAGCAACAGUCUCACGGUGUUUUGGGGUAUUAUAGUUAAACAACUUUGUUUCAUCCACGCAUCAAUCGGCCCCCUUUCUUCACCCGCCAAGGCGCUGCAGCUUCAGCUUUGGCACCGUCUACGCUUCCAGCUUGCGCGCCUUGCCAUCGUCCUAAGCAUCCGGACAGCACGUCGAAUGCCCUGCGUGGCCCCACUUCCUCUGUAA